AUGUGUUUCCUUGCUCACAAGAAUAAUAGAUUGGUGAAUGUGUAUUUUGAGCAUGGGGUGUCAUCUCCAUAUUAUUUACAAGAUCAGGAGAAAAAAGUAGACACGGACAAUACAGGAGUAGAUGUUGCAGAAGAAGAAGGUGUUAUGGUCACUCCUAAUGACAAAACGAGGAACCCCAGCAAUCAAUCCCCCCAAAACAAGCCAACACCUGUCAACACCAUUGACAUUCCGAACCCUCCUAUCAAUCCAAUGCCUCCUACUAAUCCAAUACCUCUAAUUAAGCCAGAAUAUCUCAUGAAUCCAAAACCUCUAAGUCAGGAGAAGCUUUUUGUCAAUCCAAAUGAUCAAUCUCAGGCAAAGUCUCCUACUAAUCAAAAACCAAAACCUCCCACUAAUCCAAAGCCAAAGCCUCCUAUUAGUCAAAAGCCAAAACCUCCUACUAAUUUAAAGCCGAAACCUCCUACUAAGCCUAUUCUCCCUAAAAACAUCAGAUUUAAACAUGCUCCUGCUGCUGUGUUUGCUAUUGAGGAUGAUGCAUUUAUUGAGAAAGUCUCAAAUGGAGAUGUGGACCUAUACUUCAUGGGAGGAACAAGGAAUGAUGCAUAUAAUGCAUACGAUCCAGGGACUGACUCAGACGAGGCAAAUUCAUGGCAUUCUAAAGAAGUGAAGACUCCCCCAAAUUCAGAGGAUGAGGGGACAGAUGAGGAGUCUGAAGAUGUUUGUCCUGUGUUUAGAGAAGGUAUAAGGUUUGGAGAACUGCAAUUGGAAGUUGGCAUGAAAUUCAACACAAAAUGA
Arachis stenosperma is the source of this 795-nucleotide messenger RNA. RefSeq lists its product as uncharacterized. Bases 1 to 795 code for a protein of 264 amino acids. The record is from RefSeq and is a predicted model, not a curated record. The transcript is spliced from 2 exons. NCBI's taxonomy places the organism in Eukaryota, Viridiplantae, Streptophyta, Magnoliopsida, Fabales, Fabaceae.